Messenger RNA from Lycium ferocissimum, 1515 nucleotides. Its product is annotated as protein FAR1-RELATED SEQUENCE 5-like. Gene Ontology annotation, biological process: regulation of DNA-templated transcription. The transcript has 3 exons. The record is from RefSeq and is a predicted model, not a curated record. The coding region runs from base 1 to 1515 and encodes 504 amino acids. Lineage: Eukaryota; Viridiplantae; Streptophyta; Magnoliopsida; Solanales; Solanaceae.
AUGUUGCCAUCUCACAGAAAGAUAAACGAAGUUCAGGCUCAUGAAAUAGAUUUAGCAGAGGAUGCCGGAUUAUUUUCUAAAGCAACAUUUGAUUUUAUAAGUCUUCAAGCUGGCGGCAGAGUAAAUUUGGGUUACAUCAAGUUAGAUCAGAAGAACUACCUCCGAACAAAACGACAAGAAGCUAUAAGACAAAGGGAAGCAGGAGCGCUAUUAGAAUGCUUUGAGAAGAAGAGAAUUGACGACCCAUCUUUCUUUUCUGCUAUACAGUUGGAUGUUGAUGACAUGAUCACAAAUAUAUUUUGGGUAGAUUCAAAAAUGAUAAUAGACUAUGAGACUUUUGGAGAUGUGCUCUCAUUUGAUACCACUUACCAGAUGAAUAGAGAGCACCGACCCUUGGCUAGUUUCGUUGGAUUGAACAAUCAUAGGAAAAUGGUCGUUUUCGGAGGUGCUUUAAUGUAUGAUGAGACUUCAGAGUCAUUUCAGUGGUUGUUUGAGACAUUUUUCAAAGCGAUGUCCGGAAAAAAAUCGAAAAUAAUUUUUACAGAUCAAGAUGCUGCUAUAAGUAAGGCUAUCUCACUCGUGAUGCCUGAAGUUCAUCACAGGUUAUGCGUCUGGCACAUGGAGCAAAAUGCAACUAAACAUCUCAAUCAAAUUUAUAAAAGAUACGCUUCCUUUCGUGGUGAUUUUAGACGAUGCAUUUAUGUGUAUAUCGAUGAGGACGAAUUUAUAGAUGCUUGGAAUAGCAUGCUUGAUGAAUAUAACCUUCAUGAAAAUGAAUGGUUGCAAGGAAUAUAUGCAUUAAGAGAAAAAUUAUUUGCGUCUGAUUACAAUAUCGUGCAAUUUUUUAAGCAUUACGAUCGAGCAAUUGAGGAUAAGAGAUAUAAUGAAUUGCAAGAUACUUGUGAUGCAUCACAACGAUUUCCAGUAUUAAAAGCACAAGUCCAUAUUUUGGCUCAUGCUAGAGAGGUAUAUACAUCACAUAUUUUCGCAUAUUUUCAAGAUGAAUAUAUGAAAUCUUUGUCAAUGAAAGUGAAUAGAUGUGAGGACAACAAUUUAUCCACCAUGUAUAAGGUCAGCAAGCAUGGGCAUACUCGAGAGUAUAUUGUUAAGGUGACAGAGAUAGGCCAUAUAUCUUGUCCUUGCAUGAAGUUUGAGUCCAUGGGUAUACUAUUUUGUCAUACAAUAAGAAUUCUCGAUGUGGUAAGAGGAGUUAGUAGAAUUCCAACUGAGUACAUUUUAAAAAGGUGGACAAUAGAUGCAAAAGCCGAAGAUAUUAAAGAAGUUGAUGGGCAAGACAUAGAGAUCAACGAUCCGAAGUUGAUCACUACGAAUCGUUAUAGAGUUCUUUGUCCUAUAUUUGUUAAAUUGGUGACAAAAGCUUCUGAAACAGAUGAUGGCUAUAAGGAAGCAAUAGUGUGUGCAAAUGAGCUAAGUUCAAAAUUGAAAGAAAUCAUGAAGGUGGCAAAUUCAUCUCUUUGUACUAGCGGUUCGAAAAGAUUUAUCAGAAGCAAAUAA